This is a messenger RNA of Cyclocybe aegerita, 1479 nucleotides long. The record is from the annotation of a GenBank genome assembly. NCBI's taxonomy places the organism in Eukaryota, Fungi, Basidiomycota, Agaricomycetes, Agaricales, Hemipholiotaceae.
AUGGUGCUCACCCUUUUUGACAGUUCGAUGGAAGGCAAUGCUGUAUCCUCCGAAUUCACGAGCGCUUAUCGUCUGUACUUUGCACCGCCGGCGGCGCAGGGAAGAAGGAAGUGCCUCGUGUUGUUCUUCUUCAUCCAACAAAGCCCGUCCUCCACUGCAUUUUCCUCAGGACAACCUUACGGGUCUUUGCUUUCUCCGCGCCCGGUGCAAAUCACGACAAGUAUUUUAAGGAUGUCGAAGGUCUCCCCGGAGCAACCCGACUUCGAUUUCUGGGACUUCGUGUGUUGCGCAAAAUGCCGCAUGCCCUUCGCUCUCGAUAAUGGUUCUGCAACUAUUCCUUUCUGGCUGACGGAAUGCGGACAUAUCAUUUGCAACUCCCAUCUCAAUCCUGAUCAGUCAUGCAGCCAGUGCGGAGCACAGGACAUCCAGUUGGCGCCUCUACAGCGAGAGAUGGAAGCUCCGAUGUCGGACUGGUUCCAGCCAAUUCCCCUCGCUCUUGAUUCUAUCGCCACUGCUGCCAAGUUCCAGCAAGAGAAUAUGGCUGCGCAGCUACGAUAUUAUACUUCGAGGCAUCAUCAAUAUCGACAGCUUGUCGAACGGCUUAAGCAGACGGUCUCGGAGUUGAAGAAGGCUAAUGAGUCCCUCCAACUCGAGAAUGAGCGCUACCGAUCCCAGAUGGACCCAAACAACCGAAUUCCUUCUCAUUCUCUCAACGGAAAUGGAAAACGUCCGAUGUUGUCGAUGCAGCAGUUCAAAGAGUCCUCGCGGCCCAGGACAGGAUCAAGUCCUCAUUCGCUCAACGUACCUCUAGCGCCGAAUAGACUCACAUUAUUACCUGGGCAGCAAGUCCCAGAACUUUCCUCUCACAACCAACAGGAGGUUAAUCGUCGCCCAGCAUCAAGUCGUUCACUUGAACAAUAUGCUUAUGGCCCACAGGAACGUGAUACGUACCAUGCUCCUCCGUUAACUCAUGCCCAGACAGCAUCACGGAUAUUCCAACGCAACAACCAACCUCAGAAUGAAGCAAGGCAAGGGCCACAUAGUUUGCAUGGUCAAAAUCAGCAAGUGCCUCCGACCCCAUCGCGAUUUAAACCUGCAGUCACUAGCAACGCAUUCACAUCCAAUCAAGCCAACUUAGGCCAACGACGGCAGAUGCAGAUGGGCCCUCCGCCCACCCCUCAACAUGCUCGGACUCAAAACUCUGGUCAAAACCCGAUGAUGAAUUCAGGACCUUCAAGACAAUCUUAUCUACCUGCGCCGCCUGCUCGGCAGUCAGUGACCAGCGUGCCUUCAACUCCAAGUAUGGGACAACAGCAGGCUGGAGGUGCUGGUUCUAGACGGUUCUUCCCUGCGGCCAGCCAAUCGUCAAAUAACUUCUCCAGCGUUUUAACCUCGCGACCUUCGAUAGCCAAUGCCUCUGGUUCAGGUCAAAGAACGCCGUUUGUGCCUCAUGCUGGUCAAAAAGGCCCCUUUGGAUGA